Messenger RNA from Uloborus diversus, 1848 nucleotides. It is a transcript of the gene Pif1, whose product is annotated as ATP-dependent DNA helicase PIF1-like. Bases 1 to 1848 code for a protein of 615 amino acids. NCBI's taxonomy places the organism in Eukaryota, Metazoa, Arthropoda, Arachnida, Araneae, Uloboridae. Gene Ontology annotation, molecular function: ATP hydrolysis activity; DNA helicase activity. The transcript is spliced from 8 exons. Gene Ontology annotation, biological process: DNA repair; telomere maintenance. The record is from RefSeq and is a predicted model, not a curated record.
AUGUCCCAAGAAGAUCUGUCACUCUCGUGCUCCGUUAAAGUAAAUUAUCUUGACGGUAAAGGGUGUGUUAAUAGGAGUUUAAAUAAUGCUAGAAGCUUGAUCCAGCUUGGUAGAAACGAAUUUAGAGAGAUAAUACUCAAAAUAGAGUGUGGAAAAAUCACUCUUUCUUUCGGAAUCAAAGAUAUGAUUUUGCAUACUCGAUUCAUAAAGGAAGGUAAAGCGACAAUAACUCUAAAAGAACCAAAUGUACAUAUACUAAUUUCGAAUUGUCCAACUGGGAAACUAAAUGCUUUCUUGAAAACCUUAGUGGCUAAAGUUGAAAGAUUAAAGGAAUCAAAACCAAUUGGUGUAAAAGAGCGCUUGCUAUCUACAAAACCUCGCAGCUUUGAAGAAAUAAGCCCACUAACAGCAUUAGAUGUAAACAUUUUGCAAAAGCGCUUGAAUAAACCAGUAUCUAAACAAUCAAAUUGGCCAGAAACUCCUAAAUCACGGAAAAGAGGAGCGCAAGACUCAGGUCCAGAAAACAGUACUCCUUUACGUAAAAUACCAAACAUUGAUAGACCACUUGUAUCUCGUCUUCUCACUGCUGAACAAAGGAAUGUUAUGAAUGCUGUAAUGAGUGGUAGAAAUAUCUUCUUCACAGGAAGUGCAGGCACUGGAAAAUCAUUUUUGCUCAAAAGAAUUUUGGGCACACUAGCUCCCGAUAGCACUUUUGCGACAGCAAGUACUGGAGUUGCAGCUUGCCAGAUAGGCGGAAUCACACUGCAUGCUUUCGCAGGAAUUGGUUCUGGAACUGCACCUUUACCACAAUGCCUUGAGCAAGCUAUUAAAAAAUGCAAAUCUUGGAAGCAGUGUCAACAUUUAAUUGUGGAUGAAAUAUCAAUGGUUGAUAGGCAAUUUUUCCAGAAACUUGAAAAAAUCGCUCGUGUUGUUCGUAAAAAUGAUAAGCCUUUUGGAGGUAUUCAGCUUAUCCUUACAGGUGAUUUUUUGCAACUUCCUCCUGUUUGCAAGAAAGGACAGGAUAGAACUUACUGUUUUCAGAGUGAAGCUUGGAGAAAUUGCAUUGAUGUUAAUAUUGAAUUAAAACAAGUCAAGAGACAAAAUGAUAAGGAUUUUAUAAAUCUUUUGCAAGAUGUCCGGAGAGGCAGGUCCAGUAAAGAAGUAGUUGCAAAAUUGAAAUCUACUUCUAUGCAGAAUAUUGAUAAAGAUGGCAUCUUAGCAACGAAACUUAGUACUCAUAAAGAUGACGUUGAGAUUAUUAACACUUCUCAUCUAGCAAAAUUACCAGGUGAAUCUCAAGUGUUUUAUGCAACAGAUAACACCCCUAGUCUUAUAGAGUUCAUGAACAAUCAUUGUCCUGUAUCGGAUAAACUUGAAUUAAAAGUUGGUGCUCAGGUUAUGCUGACUAAAAAUUUGGAUCUUUCAAGAGGUCUUGUCAAUGGGGCCCGUGGUGUGGUCGUAGCUUUUGAGAAAGAAACUCAAAAGCUUCCAAUUGUAAAGUUUGUGUGUGGGGUUCAGGAAGCAGUUCAGUAUGAGAAGUGGACUGUCAGAGCCCACAGUGGUUUAAUCCUUGUGAGAAAAAUGCUGCCUUUAAAACUGGCUUGGGCUAUGUCAAUUCACAAAUCUCAGGGAAUGACAUUAGACUGCGUUGAAGUUUCACUGUCUCGAGUAUUUGAAUGUGGACAAGCUUAUGUUGCUUUAUCUAGAGCUCGAAGCAUGAAAGGACUAAGAGUACUAGAUAUUGAACCAUCAAGCAUUCGAGCUGAUCCUCAAGUGCUGAAGUUUUAUCAUCGAUUACAAUGUAUAACUCCACUUUUCCAAUCUGAAAUUGAAGAAUUUUUAUCAUGA